UUUUUAUGCUAAUUGAAGGGCCAAAUGAGGAAUUCGAAUUGAAUAAAUUAAAAACGCAAAGGGAAUUAUUACUAAAGGCAUAUAACCACACAAUUAAUACACUAAUUUAUUACCGAGAAAAACUUGGAGUGCAUGAAAUUAAUUUAAACGAAACAAAAUGGACUAUAUGGGGAAGUAUUUAUUUUUCUAUGACUGUUUAUACAACAAUUGGUUAUGGAAAUAUUGUUCCAAUAACAACAACUGGACGAAUAUUAACAAUUAUAUAUGCACUUAUUGGGUAUUGUUUUUUAAAUUUUUGA
Messenger RNA from Meloidogyne enterolobii, 299 nucleotides. Lineage: Eukaryota; Metazoa; Nematoda; Chromadorea; Rhabditida; Meloidogynidae. The record is from the annotation of a GenBank genome assembly.